AUGACGAAGUUCGAAGAUGCGAAGGAGACGUCGAAGUUCGAAAACGCGAAGGAGACGACUAAGUUCGAAGACGCGAAGGAGACGACGAAGUUCGAAGACGCGAAGGAGACGACGAAGUUCGAAGAAGCGAAGGAGACGACGAUGACUGAAGACACGAAGGAGAAGACGAAGACUGAAGACACGCAGGAGAAGACGAAGGAGAAGACGAAGACUGGAGACACGAAGGAGAAGAUGAAGACUGAAGAUACUAAGGAGAAGACGAAGACUGAAGACACGAAAAGAAGACAAGACUUAAAAGAGAAGACGAAGUACCAGAAGGAGAAGACCAUAGACGAGGACCCGAAGGAGAAGACGAAGUUCGAAGAGGCGAAGGAGACGACGAAGUUCGAAGACGCGAAAGAGACGAUGAAGUUCGAAGACGCGAAGGAGACGACGAAGUUCGAAGAUGCGAAGGAGACGACGAUGACAGUAGACACGAAGGAGAAGACGAAGACAGAAGACACGAAGGAGAAGACGAAGACUGAAGACACGAAGGAAAAGACGAAGACUGGAGACACGAAGGAGAAGAUGAAUACUGAAGACACGAAGUAG
Molecule: messenger RNA, 591 nt
Organism: Parnassius apollo (apollo)
Lineage: Eukaryota; Metazoa; Arthropoda; Insecta; Lepidoptera; Papilionidae
Source: the annotation of a GenBank genome assembly